Messenger RNA from Folsomia candida, 2102 nucleotides. RefSeq names its product bacillopeptidase F. The record is from RefSeq and is a predicted model, not a curated record. The coding region runs from base 135 to 1799 and encodes 554 amino acids. NCBI's taxonomy places the organism in Eukaryota, Metazoa, Arthropoda, Collembola, Entomobryomorpha, Isotomidae. The transcript is spliced from 11 exons. Gene Ontology annotation, molecular function: serine-type endopeptidase activity. Gene Ontology annotation, biological process: proteolysis.
UGGAAACUCGCUCACUUUAUACUUGUCCGAUAAAUGAUGUAAAUUUUAUGUUCAGUGUCAGGGGUGAACAUUAAAUUAUUCUGACACUCGACAUUUCCUAGUGCGUAAGAAAGGUUUACUAGACGGUAGAAAAAAUGUUGCGAAUUUUGAUAAUUUCGCUCGGCAUCCUUGGGAUCCAAGGAAUGGAGAGCAAAAUUGAUUUUUCAUUGCUAGAGUCCUCUGAACCUGCGGAUAUAUUGAUUUCAUUUGGUCAGAUUCCGUCAAGUAUCUAUAGGUCCAACAAUGCUCGGAUCUCUCGCACCAAUCACAUCUCCAACAUGGUAUCAUCUCUGAAAAGCCACAGCAGUGAUUCUCAGAACGAUGUGACUGACUUUCUUCAAAAAGAGCGUAUUCCAUUCGAACAAUUGUGGAUUACUAACCAAAUUGUGAUCAAACGAUGCUCCCAGGGAAUUAUGCGAAAACUUAGCGAAUUUCCGUUGGUCUCCAGAAUCAGUGAGGACGUUCAUUAUCCCCUCGAUGAACCCCAGUUCCCGGUCCAAGUAUCUGGUACAAAAAUUGGGGACACGCCAGAGUGGGGGAUUUCGAUGGUUAAGGCCCCAGAAGCAAAUUCUUUACUUUCCGAAGUUCUUGGAUCAGAUGAUGGAACCGUAGACCUACCAGAGAUUCGCGUAGUUGUGAUUGAUACUGGGAUUCUUCACACCCAUGAAGCAGUGAGAAAUAAUUUCUUGGGAACUUAUGGAUGGUAUGACCCUUCUAAUGGACGACUAGACCCCUACGACGAUAACGGACAUGGAACUCAUGUAACAGGAACAAUCUGUGGAACUAAUGGAAUCGGUGUUUUCCCUAACGCCAAGUUUAUGAGUUGCAAAGGUUGCGGAGCAAGCUGCGCAUCAUCAGCGCUUAUUGCGUGCGGUCAAUUUGCGGUAUGUCCUCACUUGAGUGACGGAUCCAGUCCUAACUGCUCCUACGCUGCGUCUGUUGUCUCAAACAGUUGGAAUGGGGGCCAAGGGCAGACUUGGUUCGACCCGGUCAUUGAGGCGUGGCACUCAGCAGGAAUAAUACCCGUCGUUUCGUCAGGAAACACUGGACCACCAUGUGGAACAGUCUCUUCCCCUGCAGAUCGAAAUGUAAUUGCUGUCGGAUCGACUACUAACAUUGAUUCCAUCUCGUACUUCAGUGCGGUUGGACCCUCCGUUUUCGGAGAAGUGAAGCCUGACCUUACCGCACCAGGACAUGACGUAGUAUCAGCGUGGAUCACAGGAAAUACAGCUUAUGCGAUGGCAUCGGGUACUAGCAUGGCUUGUCCUCAUGCGACAGGUUUGAUCGCAUUGCUGCUCGCAUACAAGCCGGACUUGACCUAUGCCCAAGUUAAAGAAGCUCUUUUCGGGGGAGCAGACACUGCCAACUUGGUGGCUAGUGGGAGAAACUGUGGGGGAAUAAAUGAGUCCGAAUUUCCAAAUAACGUAUACGGACAUGGGAGAAUAAAUGCCUUAGAAUCACUCAAGGCUUUGAUAGAAGCUUACCCCAUAACUACCGAACCCCCAACAGAAGAACCAACUACCGAACCCCCAACAGAAGAACCAACUACGGAACCACCUACUGAAGAACCAACUACAGAACCACCCACUGAAGAGCCAAUCACAGAAGAACCACCCACAACUCCAACUCCAGGAAAUGGUUGCGUUCACGGACCCUUCUGGUUUCCUGAUGAAGUAAAUGUUCCGAAUCUGAUUUGCAUUUGCCAAUCUUCCUGCUCCUCCCAAUAUUCUUACAACUGUCUCACGGCCGCCAAUCCCUAGAGUACAUCUGAUUUGACCUGAAUGCAUUAUUAUAAGUAUACAUCGACACCCACAGCAAUAUAAUAAUUAAUUUGCAAUCAUCACAUAAUGCCUUGUUCUGUUGUUUCUUACUACUAAAAGCAGAAAAUUUAGGGUUUACUGCUAGCACAUUUUAAAAGCAAACUGAUUGACUCAUAUAACGCAUAAACCUCAACCAAUGGAAAGACACCAAGAAAGCAAAAAAUUGUGCCCUACAUUGUAUUGUUCAAUGCAUACUCACUUUCACUCGAAAUAAGUGCAUGAAAUAAAAUUAGUAAAUACUGA